AUGUCGUCUGCCGAAUCCAUCAAAUUCAUCGAGAACAUCGUGCGCGCUGAGGUGCAACAAUCGGCGCUUCAGUCAACGAUGGCUGAUGACAUGCCUGGCCAGCACGAAAUGUACGUCAAGAGGAUUUGUGACUCGCUCUGGGACGGCAAGUCCAAGUCAUGGCCUUCCGAGGACCAGAAGCGCCUCAUCCAAGAUCUCUACAUGACAAGGCUCGAGGCCUGCCAGCCCAAGCUCAAGAAAUACCUGGAUGACACCGAGUUGAUCUUCAAGAUCGACAACUCUCUAAUCACCGCCCUUAGCCAGCAGACGGAGAUUUCCUCUGACCAACCGACUGUCGAGGAGAGCUACGAGAGCCAGGAGGCGAAGGACAGAGAUGAGGCCGCCCGCAAUCACCUGGGUGACAGGUACUUCGUCUUCGAACAAUAUCAGAAAGGUGUCGUGACCCGGCGUGCUCAAGCGCCUGGCCCUUUCGGUCGCCCAAUCGACUUCAAGGACAUUCCCGCUGAGAAUGGAAAGAAGAAGUGCCCGUGGCCUGGUUGUCCCGAGACGUUGAGCAGCAACGGCAUCAAACGCCACUAUCAACAAAUGCACGCCAAAGACCCGACGAAAUCCAUAUUCUGUCCUUUCUGUCCGCACACCGAGUACCGUGGAGAUUCCACCAUCGAAAAGCACCUGAAAAACAAGCACCCCGGUUUCUACCAGAAGAUUGCACACAAGCUGGACAAGAGAACCCGCAAGAAGUCCGUCCCGGAGAAUGGCGCUCAAGAGGUUGCGCAGUCCAAUGAAGGCUGCGAGAUACAGGGAGUAGAGGACGAAGGAGAUGAGGCCUUGGGCUACCAGGAGAUGGAAUAUGAGGAAAUGGCCGAUGCUCUGCCCUGA
Diaporthe amygdali is the source of this 879-nucleotide messenger RNA. RefSeq lists its product as uncharacterized. The coding region runs from base 1 to 879 and encodes 292 amino acids. NCBI's taxonomy places the organism in Eukaryota, Fungi, Ascomycota, Sordariomycetes, Diaporthales, Diaporthaceae. The transcript has 2 exons. The record is from RefSeq and is a predicted model, not a curated record.